Euleptes europaea (tarantolino) is the source of this 5719-nucleotide messenger RNA. RefSeq names its product AT-rich interaction domain 1B (gene ARID1B). Gene Ontology annotation, biological process: regulation of transcription by RNA polymerase II; positive regulation of DNA-templated transcription; chromatin remodeling. Gene Ontology annotation, cellular component: SWI/SNF complex; nucleoplasm; brahma complex. Gene Ontology annotation, molecular function: nucleosome binding; DNA binding. The coding region runs from base 6 to 5624 and encodes 1872 amino acids. The record is from RefSeq and is a predicted model, not a curated record. The transcript is spliced from 22 exons. NCBI's taxonomy places the organism in Eukaryota, Metazoa, Chordata, Lepidosauria, Squamata, Sphaerodactylidae.
ACCCCAUGGAUCCAAUGGUAAUGAAAAGACCUCAGUUGUAUGCAGUGGGCAACAGCCCUCACACCCAGACACAGCCAAGCAGUCCAUACCCAGGGCAGUCAUAUGGACCUCCAGGACCACAACGCUAUCCAAUGAGUAUGCAGACCCGGACUCCAGGUUCCAUGGGAGGAAUGCAGUAUCCACAGCAACAGAUGCCACCUCAGUAUGGUCAACAAGGUGUAACCGGCUACUGCCAACCGGGCCAACAGCCAUAUUACAACCAGCAACCACAACCUCAGCAUCUGCCUCCACAGGCCCAAUAUCUGUCACAGGCCCAACAGAGGUACCAGACGCAGCAGGAUAUGUCUCAGGAAGGCUAUGGGACCAGAUCCCAACCACCCCUUACCCAAGGCAAGCCUAACCAUGAAGAACUGAACCUAAUACAACAAGAGAGACCAUCAAGCUUACCAGUUGAAGUCUUGGCCUCGGAGGAUGCUUCAUUUGGACUCAAGGAUUUAUCGGGCUCCAUUGAUGACUUGCCUACAGGAACAGAAGCAACACUGAGUUCAGCAGUUAGUGCAUCAGGUUCUACAAGCAGCCAAGGAGAACAGAGCAAUCCAGCACAGUCACCUUUCUCCCCUCAUGCCUCCCCACAUCUCUCCAGCAUCCCUGGGGGCCCAUCCCCUUCCCCAGUGGGCUCUCCUGUCGGAAGCAAUCAGUCAAGAUCUGGUCCCAUUUCUCCUGCAAGUAUUCCAGGUAGCCAAAUGCCAUCCCAGGCUCCUGGAAGUCAGCCAGAAUCUAGUUCCCAUCCUGCCUUAAGCCAGUCGCCGAUGCCACAGGAUAGAGGUUUUAUGGCAGGCAUACAGAGAAAUCCUCAAUUAUCUCAGUAUACACCUCAGCAGACUGGACCUUCCAUGUCACCACAUCCUUCCCCUGGAGGCCAAAUGCAUUCUGGAAUUGGUAGCUUUGCACAGAGUAAUUCAAGUGGUACUUAUGGAACUCAGAUAAGCCAGUAUGGGCCACAAGGAAACUACUCCAGGCAGCCAACGUACUCUGGAGUGACCAACACAAGUUACAGUGGCCCAGGACCUGGUAUGGGUAUAAAUGCCAACAACCAGAUGCAUGGACAGGGGCCAGGCCAGCCUUGUGGUACCAUGCCCCUGGGAAGAAUACCAUCAGCUGGGAUACAGAGCAGACCGUUUCCUGGAAAUAUGAGCAGUAUGACCCCCAGUUCUCCAGGCAUAUCUCAGCAGGGAGGCCCUGGGAUGGGACCACCCAUGCCAACUGUGAACCGUAAGGCACAGGAGGCAGCUGCAGCAGUGAUGCAGGCUGCUGCAAACUCCGCCCAGAGCAGGCCACCAUACAUUAGGUCGCCUGCUUAUCCCAGCCAGUCUGGGGCUGGCGGACGCCCCAUGUUUUCUUCACAGCACCCCAACUAUGGCAACACUCAGGCUCCCAUGAUGCACCAGCCUGACCAGUACGGGCAAGGCAGCUUUCCUGUCAUGAAUCAAAGUGGCAUCAUGGGAUCCAGUUCCCCCUACAGCCAGCCAAUGAACAACAACUCCAGCCUGAUGAACCCUCAAGCUCCUCCUUACAACAUGGCACCUAGCAUGGUGAACAGUUCCACAGGUAAUGCCCCUGUGGGUCUUGCAGAUAUGAUGACUCCAGGCGAGUCCAAACUACCCAUCUCUCUCAAACCCGAUGGAAAAGAAGAAGGGGCUCCUCAACCCGAGAGCAAAAAGGAUAGCUACAGCUCUCAGGGUAUUUCUCAGCCCCCAACCCCAGGCAACCUGCCAGUCCCUUCCCCAAUGUCCCCAAGUUCUGCUAGCAUCUCCUCAUUUCAUGGAGAUGAAAGUGAUAGCCUUGGUAGCCCAGGCUGGCCAAAGACUCCGUCAAGCCCUAAGUCAAGUUCUUCCACCACAACCGGCGAGAAGAUCACAAAAAUGUAUGAGCUGGGAAAUGAACCAGAGCGUAAAAUGUGGGUGGAUCGCUAUCUCAACUUCAUGGAAGAAAGGGGUACCCCUGUUGCCAGUCUGCCUGCUGUAGGCAAGAAACCACUGGAUCUGUUUAGACUUUAUGUCUGCGUUAAAGAGAUUGGAGGUUUAGCCCAGGUUAAUAAAAAUAAGAAGUGGCGUGAGCUGUCAACCAACCUAAAUGUUGGCACAUCAAGCAGCGCUGCCAGUUCCCUGAAAAAACAAUAUAUUCAGUACCUGUUUGCUUUUGAAUGCAAGAUUGAACGAGGGGAGGAGCCGCCUCCUGAAAUCUUCAGCACUGGAGAUACCAAGAAACAACCUAAGAUUCAGCCGCCAUCUCCUGCCAAUUCAGGUUCCCUUCAAGGUCCACAGACCCCUCAAUCAACUGGUAGCAAUUCCAUGACAGAAGUGCCAGGUGAUCUCAAGCCUCCUACACCAGCAUCUACACCUCAUGGACAGAUGACACCUAUACAGGGCAGCAGGAAUAGUUCCAUUAGUGUACAUGAUCCUUUUUCAGAUUUAAGCGAUUCAGCAUUUCCAAAGCGAAACUCCAUGACCCCAAAUGCACCCUAUCAGCAGGCAAUGAAUAUGCCAGAUAUGAUGGGAAGAAUGCCCUAUGAACCGAACAAGGACCCUUUUGGUGGGAUGAGAAAAGUGCCUGGAAACAGUGAACCCUUCAUGACCCCUGGACAAAUGCCCAACAGUGGACUGCAGGACAUGUAUAACCAGACUCCCUCUGGGGCAAUGUCCAACAUGGGCAUUGGCCAGCGCCAGCAGUUCCCUUAUGGAAGUGGUUAUGACCGGAGGUCGGAUCAUGGUCUGGGUCCUGAAGGCAGUGUGGGAGCACCUGGUCAAAGCAACAUGGUGCCUUCAAACAGUGACCCAAACAUGUACUCUCCUAACUGUUACCCUGGGCAGCAAAGGCAUGAAACAUAUGGACAGCAGUACCCAGCACAAGCACCUCCUUCAGGACAGCCACCUUAUGGAGGACACCAAGCUGGACUGUAUCAACAACAGCAGAACUACAAACGUCAUAUGGAUGGCAUGUAUGGGCCUCCCGCUAAACGCCAUGAAGGGGAUAUGUUUAACAUGCAGUAUAGCAACCAACAGCAAGAUAUGUUUAACCAGUACAGCAGCGCUUACUCUGGACCAGACAGGAGGCCAAUACAGAGCCAAUAUCCAUAUCCUUAUAACAGAGAGAGGAUGCAGGGUCCAGGACAAAUGCAACAACAUGGAAUACCUCCUCAAAUGAUUGGUGGCCCUAUGCAGUCAUCAGCCUCCAGUGAAGGACCCCAGCAGAACAUGUGGCCUACAAGAAAUGAUAUGCCUUACCCGUAUCAGAAUAGGCAAGGCCCUGGCGGCCCUGCACAGGCCCCACCUUAUCCAGGGAUGAACCGCACUGAAGAUAUGAUGGUACCUGACCAGAGGAUAAACCAUGAAAGCCAGUGGCCUUCUCACGUCAACCAGCGCCAGCCUUCUUACAUGUCAUCCUCCGCUGCCAUGCAACCAAUCACUCGACCUCAGUCAUCCUACCAGACACCAUCAUCAAUGUCAAAUCACAUAUCUCGGGCUCCAAGUCCUGCAUCUUUCCCCCGCUCUUUGGAAAACCGUAUGUCUCCAAGUAAAUCCCCUUUCCUGCCCUCCAUGAAGAUGCCAAAAGUUAUGCCUGCCGUUCCAGUUUCACAGGUCACAGGUCCUCCGACUCAGCCACCGCCAAUCAGACGAGAAAUAACUUUCCCUCCAGGCUCAGUAGAAGCAUCCCAGCCAGUCUUGAAACCAAGACGAAAGAUUACCUCAAAAGACAUUGUAACUCCUGAGGCUUGGAGAGUGAUGAUGUCUCUUAAAUCGGGCCUUCUUGCUGAAAGUACUUGGGCAUUAGACACUAUUAAUAUCCUUCUGUAUGAUGACAGUACUGUGGCUACUUUCAACCUUUCUCAGUUAUCUGGCUUUCUUGAACUUUUGGUGGAGUAUUUUAGAAAAUGCCUAAUUGAUAUUUUUGGGAUCCUUAUGGAAUAUGAAGUGGGGCAUCCAGGACCAAAAGUGCUAGAUCAUAAUUCAGCUCGGAAAGAGGAUGGCCAACCCAUGACACAAGAUGCCAGAAAAGAAGAGAACGAUGAUGAAUGUAUUGCUUAUUUUGAUGAAUUUCAGGAUGAGGAGGAGGAAGAGGAAGAGGAAAAUGAGAAAACUGAAGGAGAGGAAAAAAGCACUGUUCUUGCUCCCCCAGAUGCCAUUGCUGAGCCUACUGAGAGGCCAAAACAAGCCAGUAAAUUUGACAAGCUGCCUAUAAAAAUUGUGAAGAAAAACAAUCUCUUUGUUAUCGACAGAUCUGACAGACUUGGACGUGUUCAGGAAUUCAGCAGUGGACUUCUCCACUGGCAGCUUGGUGGGGGCGAUACAACAGAGCACAUCCAAACCCAUUUCGAGAGCAAGAUGGAGAUCCCUCCUCGCAGGAGACCGCCUCCUCCAUCAAGCUAUUUAAGUAAAAAGAAGAAUGGGGAGGGGAAAGGAGAAUCAGAAGAACAGCAAGACAAAAGCUUAUCAGCCACCAUUGAUGACGUCUUGUCGGCUCGUCCAGGAGCAUUGUCUGAAGACUCAGACUCUGCUUCUUCUCAGACAGAUAGCGGUAAAUUUCCAUUUGGAAUCCAUCAGGCCAAAAGUCAUAGGAAUAUCAAGCUGCUAGAGGAUGAGCCAAGGAGUCGAGAUGAAACUCCGCUAUGCACCGUAACCCAUUGGCAGGACUCUCUGGCCAAACGAUGCAUCUGUGUGUCAAAUAUUGUCCGCAGCUUAUCUUUUGUGCCUGGCAACGAUGCCGAAAUGUCAAAACAUCCAGGCUUGGUGCUGAUCUUGGGAAAGUUGAUCCUUCUCCAUCAUGAGCACCCAGAAAGAAAGCGUGCGCCACAGACAUACGAAAAAGAGGAAGAGGCGGACAAAGGGGUGGCCUGCAGCAAAGAUGAGUGGUGGUGGGAUUGCCUUGAAGUCUUGAGGGACAAUACAUUGGUCACAUUAGCCAACAUUUCUGGGCAGCUAGACUUAUCUGCUUACACAGAAAGCAUCUGUUUGCCAAUUUUGGAUGGCUUACUGCACUGGAUGGUGUGCCCGUCUGCAGAGGCACAGGAUCCUUUUCCAACUGUGGGGCCCAAUUCAGUCCUGUCACCUCAAAGACUUGUACUGGAAACCCUGUGUAAACUCAGUAUCCAAGACAAUAACGUGGACCUUAUCUUGGCCACUCCCCCAUUCAGCCGUCAGGAGAAACUCUAUGCUACUUUAGUUAGGUACGUUGGGGACCGCAAAAAUCCAGUCUGCCGAGAAAUGUCCAUGGCACUCUUAUCAAACCUUGCCCAGGGGGACACAUUAGCAGCAAGGGCAAUAGCUGUGCAGAAGGGAAGCAUCGGAAACUUGAUAAGCUUCCUUGAGGAUGGGGUCACUAUGGCCCAGUACCAGCAGAGCCAGCAUAACCUCAUGCACAUGCAACCCCCACCUCUGGAGCCGCCAAGUGUGGACAUGAUGUGCAGGGCAGCCAAGGGUUUGCUUGCCAUGGCUCGGGUAGAGGAGAACCGCUCAGAGUUCCUUUUACAUGAGGGCCGUUUGCUGGAUAUCUCAAUAUCUGCUGUUCUGAACUCUCUGGUUGCAUCUGUCAUUUGUGAUGUACUUUUUCAGAUUGGACAGUUAUGACAUAAGUGAGAAGCCAAGCAUGUGUGAGUGGAGAUUAGAGGGUCACAUAUAAAUGGCUGUUUUCCGUACUUGUUUAUCCAGUGUAGGAAGAAGGG